CAAUCACAAUUGAAUUCUCAUCCAACCAACAACUUAUCUUGAUAAUCACUUACCCAAAAUCCUUAAAUCGAAAUUUCUAGAUAAGCACUUUUCUCGAACUGGCUAACUCUCAGAAAAGCAGUGAAGACACUGAUUCCAGCAAUCAAAAGCUGGUUCUCAAACUUUAUGAAGCCUUAAACUCUCGAGAUUCCGAUACCGUGGUCAAGAUUCUUGCAUCUGAUCUUGAGUGGUGGUUUCACGGUCCACCUUCUCAUCAGUUUUUGAUGCGCAUGCUCACCGGCGAUUCAACCGCCGUCGAUACUUUCCGUUUUGUUCCACAAUCACUCGUUUCGUUUGGAUCCAUUGUUAUUGUUGAAGGUUGUGAUAAUUCCCGCAAAAUCUCUUGGGUUCACGCUUUGACUGUUGUGGAUGGGAUAGUCACUCAAGUUAGGGAGUAUUUCAACACUUCCCUUACCGUCACACGCUUCGCCGGGAAAGAAUCCGGUGAGAUUGUGCCGGCGGUGACUGAUUCUGGACGUUUCCCUUGCGUUUGGGAAAGUAGCGUUUCCAAUCGGGUCGGGAAAUCUGUACCCGGUUUGGUUCUCGCGAUAUAAAAUUAAAUAUUAAAAUUAAAUAAAAUAAUAAAAUAAAGGUACUGUUGACGUGGCAGUUGGUGAUUGGAUUGGUUUCGCUUUUUUCACGGGACGUGACUUUCGGUGUUUUUUUCCGCGGAAAAUAAGAAACCGCCUUACUGUCGGCGCGUGUUUAAUACUGUUGUGGUUGUUUUUUUCUUGUUUGUUUGUUUGUUUAAUUGCUUGUGUGGAACAAUUAUCAUUAUCAUUAUGAGUUUGUUAAGUUGGUUGUAUCCUUGUGAGUUUGUAAUAUGGUGUUUGGAAGAUGGAAUAAAAAAGUUGUCUAUGAAUCUUUGUUUUAA
Trifolium pratense (red clover) is the source of this 913-nucleotide messenger RNA. RefSeq names its product wound-induced protein 1. Lineage: Eukaryota; Viridiplantae; Streptophyta; Magnoliopsida; Fabales; Fabaceae. Bases 264 to 593 code for a protein of 109 amino acids. The transcript has a single exon. The record is from RefSeq and is a predicted model, not a curated record.